Coccinella septempunctata (seven-spotted ladybird) is the source of this 1533-nucleotide messenger RNA. RefSeq lists its product as uncharacterized. NCBI's taxonomy places the organism in Eukaryota, Metazoa, Arthropoda, Insecta, Coleoptera, Coccinellidae. Gene Ontology annotation, molecular function: transmembrane transporter activity. Gene Ontology annotation, biological process: transmembrane transport. Gene Ontology annotation, cellular component: membrane. Bases 1 to 1533 code for a protein of 510 amino acids. The transcript is spliced from 5 exons. The record is from RefSeq and is a predicted model, not a curated record.
AUGAAAGAAACUUUUGGUGAAUCAUCUUCUGAUCGUUUGAGACCUGGGCAUCUCCAUAGAAAAACCAAACUCUCAUGGAAAUUUCUGAAAAUUCUCACAGUGGAACCUGUCCUGGUAUUGUAUGUUACAUCCUCCAUGAUGGCGACGCUAACCACUGAGAAUCUCAAUCUAGAGAAGGCUUGUUUAGUGAAUUUGAAUUUCAACGUAACCGUUUGCCAGGCUCUGGUAGAAAGAAACAAUACAGCAUACUCAGCAGAUCAGGAAAUCAAAGUGCAGAAGUUGGUGUCUAGUAUGCUCGCUUAUAAAACUGGCAUACAAGGAGUCAUACCUUUCCUACUGAUGCUGUUUUUGGGUUCGUGGAGCGAUAGAAAUAGGAGGAGAAAACCUUUUAUACUCAUGCCCAUAUAUGGAGACAUAAUAAGUUGUCUAGGCUACAUCAUGUGUACUUUCUUCUUUUUAGAACUCCCAGUGGAAGUGGCUAUUUUCUUCGAAGCAGUUCCAGUUGCAAUGACCGGAAGUUGGUUCUGCUUUUACGUAGGGGUAUUCAGUUACGUUACAGAAAGUAGUACGGAAAAGACAAGAACUAUGAGAAUUGGACUAGCAACUAUGUUCACUCAUGUUUCGCUAACAUCCGGUAUAGCACUGAGCGGAGUAGUAUACAGGGUUCUUGGGUUUUAUGGCGUUUACACUCUAUCUAUUUUCAUGUUUGUGACUGCUUUGAUAUAUGGAUUCCUUGUACUCGAAGAUGCACCCUCUUUAGAUUCAGAUAGUUCAUCGAAGGAGAAGUGUUUGUCAGACGUUUUCGAUCAUCAUCAAGUGAAAGGUACACUGUCCACCUGGUUUGGGAAGAGGGUUGGUAGGAACAGACUAAAACUGAUAUUAAUAAUGGUCUUGGUUCUUUUGAACGUUGGUUCAUACAGAGGAGAACUCACAGUCAUGUAUAUGUUCACCAGAAGAAAAUUCAGGUGGAGUGAGAUUGAAUACAGCGAAUACAAUACCUAUCACAGCGUUAUCCAAAUGACUGGAGCGCUGUUAUGCUUAUCUAUAUUUGUGAAGUGGAUGAAAAUCAGCGAUGCAACCCUUGGAAUGUUAGCUAUGAUGAGUAAAGUCCUUGGCUGUUUCGCAAGUGCAUUUGCGACAACGCCUUUAUAUUUCUAUGUAGCUGCUUUAACCGAAAUUCUCAACGGUAGCUCACACAUAGCAAUGAGGUCUAUAAUGUCGAAGUUGGUGACGUCUGAAGAACUGAGUCAAACGUUCUCUUUGUUUGGUCUUUGCGAGGCUUUAACUCCGCUUUUUUUCGGACCCUUGUACAGUUAUGUUUACCAUCAAACCAUAGAGACAUUUCCUGGAGCAUUUUACUUCGUUAGUGGUGGUCUCCACUGCGGAGCAUUCGUCAUAUUUUUAUGGCUGUAUCUGCUGAAGAAUGAUGGGACAAAUGUGAAAGAACAAAUAAGACAUGAUGAGGUUGAGGAAAUGGUGGUGAAAACUGAGACUACCAUUGAGCAGUCUGUUGACCCUCAACGAAUGGAAUAA